UAGUUUUUACUAGAUAGUAUCUCGUAAGCCGUAACAUGACCGUAGGAUUGAAAUUCAUUUCCUCUGUUAAAUAUGUUUUGAGUAUCAAGGUUUAGAAAUUAAUUAAUGAUAAACAUUAUGAAGUGAUUAUUAGCUGUUAUGCUACAUAUGCUGUUUACUUAUGAAAAGUCAUUAUUACUGCAAUGGAUGGGAGCACAUCGUCGCUAGCUGCGCUGGAACUUUAUGUUAAUGAACUAUUCUCGGGAAAUGCAAGCAAAGAGCAAAUACAAAAAAUUCAUGAGGCCUUGGAUAAUUUCAGCCGACAGAAAGGAGCAUGGAAAGAUGCAUUAUAUUUUUUGAAUCAAACUACAAACCCACAAACUGCCAUGUACUCCUUGACUGUCUUGGAGGGUUUCAUAACAAAAGGAUGGAAUGGACUGUCUAGUGAAGAACAACUUGAAUUGCGCACAACUCUUUAUCACUGGCUAUUAGAAAAGCAUCAGUUUGCUCCAUAUUUCAUUCGGAACAAGGCUGUGCAAUUGGUGGUUCACAUUGCACGAUCUGAUUGGCCUCAGAAAUAUCCAGAUUUUUUAAAUGAUGUCCUCAUGCUAGUUUCAUCUUCCAACAGUUCAUCCACAAUUCUUGGUCUUCUAUUUCUUCAAACUGCCUCAGAGGAGCUUGGUACUCCUAGGGAUGGCCUUCUCUACAGCAGGAAAGCUGAGCUAAAGCAAAGACUUUUACAACUUAUUCCCAAUACACUGGCAAUUCUAACUGGAUUACUUCAAACUAUUUGGGAAAAGCGACCCCAUUCCAUAACAAGUACCCCACCUCCAUCACCUACCAAUUCUCUCCCAACCGAAAUUUCUUCUCCGCGUCAGCAUUUACCCACAGGAAAAAAUCAUUCACAUUCUUUGAACAGUGAAAUGGAACCUGUUGCUCGCCUUGCCCUCCAAUGUCUGACUCAUUUUUUUACAUGGAUUCCACUUUCAAGCCAUGUAACCCCUCAACUGAUGGAGUUAAUUUUCCGCUUUGUUGGCAUGGGCACUGAGGAGUCUCUACCUGUCAUGAGUACAUGCAACGAACUUAGUGUCCCGGUUGUUGCGUUGGGAACGAUAAACGAAAUUCUUUACAAGAACUGCGUCCCGGCUGAAUUUGAAAACUUUGUCGUUCUUCUAUUCAACAAUUGUUGUAUCAUUCUUCACCAUUUCGUGAACGAUUUAGCCAAUGGUCACUUACCUCAGCAACCGCGUCCUCAAUUUAUGGAGAAACUUGUGGAGCUUGUCCAUUUGUUGAUGUCGAAUCACUUACGCCGGCUGGAAGGUCGUCUCCUCCCACAGUUUAGCGUCCCACAGUUUCUCUCGCUGUUCUUCACUUUUACAUUCAAACAGGCCGACUGGGGUCGUUACGCAUCUUGCCUUGACACUUGGCAAGUUUUUCUUAGUUAUGUAAAGCAAUCGUCGAAUACCAGCGGAAGCCAACCGAGUUUAAAUGGAGAUACGCUAGCUGUACGGUAUCAAGAUUCCCUGGUAACUCUCAGCGAACACGUUCUCCGCAAGAUACUCUUUUCUAGCAACGGCACUCAACUAGAGGAACUAGAUGACGAGGCAAUAGAUGGCAAUAUGGAAACGGAACGCCAAAAAAUUCAACUUCAGUCCAUAGAAAUCUUUGUUACGGCCGGAGAAUUAGUCCGAAAUCAAACCCUUUCGUUAUUGAAUGAACCGUUUCAGCGAUGCACUUCGGCCUAUCGGUCAUUGACAUCUCUUUCUACCACGACUAACAAUGUAGUUCGAUUGGAAUCAAAAGAUCAGCUCAAAGAGAUGCUGAUGCUCCUGAGUGACCUUGCCAUGUUGAUACAACUUAUCGGGCGCCUUUCUGAAUUACAUACCGGGCCCGACUAUUGCACUCAUUUCGAAAUGGGGAAAGCGCUUGUUGGAAAGCUUGUCGAUUUGGCAACGUACGGAUCAUUGAUGAUCAAUUUAAAUUUUGUUGGUCUUCCUGGAGAUGAGCUUAAGUCAACCUUGUCGCUUGUACAUGCACAAGUUUUGUCAUCGUUGCAGGCAUGGUGCCAUUGGAUAUCGAUCUGGGCUCACGGAGAUGGUCCCAAAGAGCCUGUAAACUCACUAGUCGCCGCGCUUGUUGCUUCUGCAGUCGAUGUUUUUAGUCCAACCUGGUCUAGUAGGGGAGUCGCUACGGGAAAUUUAAAAGAGAAUGGCCGGGAAAAAGUGUAUCAGGCCGGAUUGCAAUUGCUCUCAUCUGUCGUCAGUGUCAUACGCACAUCGAAUUUAUGGAAUUGUCCUUCUUGGAACGAAAUCUAUCAUUCUGUCUACGACAUCGACUAUCUUCCGCCUGCCAUUCAUCGGCAAUUGACACGCUGCGUCUUGGGUUCUGCCAUCGUGACGUGGCGUAACUGCACCGUUGAAGAACAGCAUUGGGAAGAACGGCAAUCACGUCUUCAGUUGACUCUAGAGCGAGUAACCCAGGCUACUCGGAUAAUAGUGCAAGAAUUAAGAAGAGAGCCAUUGACUGCGCUCCUAGCACAAGGCAAGCCCAUUGUCAUAUCGACGAUUACUUUGCUGGCCGACUUAGCUGGUCUAGCUCGGGAUGAAACUACUGCUUCAAAAGCCGCUUUGUAUUCGGCUCUAGGUCCGUGGAUUGAGCCAACCCUAAUUCUGCUAUCGUACUAUAUUCACGAUGCUGAGGUGACGGAAACCAUUUUCCAAUUUUACGUGGCCGUAUUCGAUAGCCUGUUAAGCCAGGUUGGAAUAGCGCGCGCUGAAAAAGCAGUUCAAACAUUUCUGGAAAUAUUCCAGCAACAGAAUAUCCAAGUGAUCUUGCAGCAAGAUAACUUGCAUGGAAUCCGAGCUGUGGAACAGCUCCUGCGGAUUUUGCAGAUUGUCGUACAAGAACCAGGCAACGCGUUCAAACGUUUUUUGCCCAACACCUUAUCUCUGUGUUUGGACCACAUCCAUCCUUGUAUCACACAGAUAAAUUCAUCUGAAAUCAAAGAGACGUUUUACCAUUUGCUGACCCUCAUUCUGCGUCACCAUUGGCGUUCUUUUUUCAAAGGAUCUGUGUUGACGACUUAUGGGUCACGAGAAUUGGAUCGUGCCGAACAAAUGGACAACCGACCACAGUUUAUCGCCAUCAUGACUUCCUAUGGACAGUCCUUCUUAUUGCCUGAUAUAACAAUUUUUAAGCAAAAUCUCGAGGCCCUCGAAAGCCUUCAAUCAAAAUGGAAACUAUAUCACAAGGCUGUUUUCCGCGAUGGAAUUGCCAGCCAGUUUAUGAGUACUCUACUGAAUGUACUAACAAAUGGAUCGCACGAGCUUCUGAGAGAGGAAGUAGGGUUAGCCAUUUAUGCCAUGGCUUCUCCCGAUUUCGAAGUUUUCUUCCAGCAAUUUCUUCCGACUUACCUCCUCAAUUGCCAAGGGAUUGAAGACUAUCAGAGAAUCGCACUUAAAAGUGCCUUUACCAACGAUACGGAUCUCCCGUCUUUCACGCAAAACGUCCAUCGAUUUACAAAUGAUCUCCGAUGUUUCCGUUCAACCAACAUUUCCAGCGCAAGCCUAUACCAAUGUUGAAGGAUCUAAAUUGGGCCUGGUUAACUGCCCAUACUUGUUACGUCGCUCAUAGGGUUCACUUGUCAUUUUGGCCUUAUCCGUAAUUUCCGUUUCAAUACAUAUUCGUAAUUCUA
Molecule: messenger RNA, 3673 nt
Organism: Daphnia magna
Lineage: Eukaryota; Metazoa; Arthropoda; Branchiopoda; Diplostraca; Daphniidae
Gene: ebo
Product: exportin-6
Exons: 17
Coding region: 183-3560 (1125 amino acids)
Biological process (GO): protein export from nucleus
Molecular function (GO): small GTPase binding; nuclear export signal receptor activity
Source: RefSeq, a predicted model, not a curated record